Messenger RNA from Cynara cardunculus var. scolymus (artichoke), 1599 nucleotides. RefSeq names its product aldehyde oxidase GLOX1-like. NCBI's taxonomy places the organism in Eukaryota, Viridiplantae, Streptophyta, Magnoliopsida, Asterales, Asteraceae. The record is from RefSeq and is a predicted model, not a curated record. Bases 73 to 1599 code for a protein of 508 amino acids. The transcript is spliced from 2 exons.
CAUACAUUAUUUUUAUUAAUUAUCUUCCUCCUCCGUGCUCCGCCGUGUCCCGCCGACGGUGGAACUUGGUCCAUGCUCCUCCCAAACAUUGGCAUCUCCGCCAUGCACAUGCAGCUCCUCCCUAACGAUCGUGUCGUAAUAUACGACCGCACAGACUUCGGAACCUCCAAUAUCUCACUUCCCAAGGGCAAAUGCCGACCGAAAUCAAAGGACUGCUCUGCCCACUCCGUCGAGUACGACGUCGCAUCCAACUCCGUUCGUCCUCUCAUGGUCCUUUCCAACUUUUGGUGUUCCUCAGGGAGUUUAAUGCCCGACGGAAGCUUGACCCAGACCGGUGGCAACGCUGACGGUGCUCUUGUUGUCAGAACUUAUAAGUCGUGUGAUACAUGCGAUUGGCAAGAGAUACAAAAUGGGUUGGUUCAAGAAAGAUGGUAUGCCACCAACCAUUUCUUACCCGACGGCCGGCAAAUUAUCAUCGGCGGCCGUAGGGCAUUUACCUAUGAGUUCUUCCCAAAGACGCCGGACACCCAGAAGGCUAUCGAUUUCCCAUUUCUGGUUCAGACUAAUGAUCCCCGCAUUGAAAACAAUUUAUACCCAUUUGUGUUUCUUAUUCCUGACGGAAACUUGUUCAUUUUCGCGAAUAAUCGUGCUAUUUUAUUCGACUACGUUAAAAACCAAGUUGUCAGAACUUUUCCGACGAUCCCCGGCGAUGAGCCGAGAAACUAUCCAAGCACCGGCUCCGCCGUGCUACUUCCGAUGCGAAUCGUACAAGGGACUGUAGCUACGGUUGAGGUUUUGGUUUGCGGUGGUGCACCCGGAUCAGCAUUCCGUCAUGCAAUCAAGGGGAUAUUUGAUGGAGCUUUGGACACAUGUGGUCGGAUCACGAUAUCCGACCCGGAUCCACGAUGGGUCAUGGAGACUAUGCCUAUGGCUCGGGUCAUGGGUGAUAUGUUGUUGCUCCCAAAUGGCAACGUUUUGAUAAUUAAUGGUGGGUCCGCUGGGACUGCCGGGUGGGAGUGUGGGCGUAACCCGGUUCUAAACCCGCUAAUUUACCAACCCGGUAACCCAGUUGGAUCUCGAUUUGUGAUGCAAGCUCCAACCACCAUACCUCGAAUGUACCAUUCAACGGCGAUUUUGCUUCGAGAUGGUCGGGUUUUGGUUGGUGGAAGUAACCCGCACGAUAAAUACGAAUUCACAAACGUAUUUUAUCCUACCGAAUUAAGUCUGGAGGAGUUUUCGCCUUCUUAUUUGGAUUCAACCUUAUCAGGGUUACGUCCAGUGAUAAUCUCACCUGUCAAUGGUGCUACUACCAUGUACGGAAAACAGAUGGUUAUAAAAUUUGCAGUUUCAAAAAAUUUGAAUACAAGUUCAGUCUUGGUGACGAUGGUGGCACCCUCGUUCAACACGCACUCGUUUUCCAUGAAUCAAAGAUUGUUGGUUCUUCACAGUGGCAUCCCCACCAUCGUUCGGAAAAGUUCAAACUACCAAGUCACCGUGACAAUGCCGCCUUCCGGUAACGUUGCUCCGAAAGGGAAUUACAUAUUAUUUGUGGUACAUCAAGAUAUUCCCAGCGAAGGCAUUUGGAUACAUAUACAAUGA